AAUGUGGCUUUUCUUACAACCUACAUUUCGGUGCACAAUUAAAUAAUUUUAUUGGUGUCUGAGUUGACAAAUAGAUGCAAAAAAUCAUAUUCUUAUUUCGUCACAAGUAAAAAUUGUCCUGUCCAAAUGAUCAUCAAUUUUUGACGGCACAGAAAUUUCGAGGAAAUUAAGCAAGAUUGCUAAAAAUUGUCCGCAUAAUCGUAGAUAGUGGGGCGUCUGCGUGGUGGAGGCGCCGAGUGCGCGUCUGCUCAUCGCUGCACCGAUGGAACUCCAGCGGCAGCUCCAUUGGAGCCGUUUUUGUGCGGCGGCCGCUUGCAGAAUGUUUCUGGCAAAACAGCGCGUUAUCGAUCUGCACGGGUGAGUCUUGCGCGGCCCGACCCUCUCUCUCUCUCUCUCUCUCUCUCUCUCUCUCACACACUCUGCUUCAUCUCCAAUGCUGCCUGCACUGAUUCGCAUCCUUCCAGCAGAGACACCUCGCCGUUUCUAACGCCGCGCCAGCCGAAGGAUGCUGCAGCCCAGCCGCGGCCCUUUGGACGCACCGAUCGCCGCAAAUUAACUCACAAUGCCGUACAAAAUUACUUUCGACGUAAUCUUUUCGUCCAGUGAGGUGGACGGCUUUCGCGCGUCGGAGUUGAACAACCCGACUCCAACCACCAGUGGAUGGCGGAGCGCGCCUCACGCACCCUUCCCUCAGGAGCUGAUCCUGCUGCUGCACGCGAAAGCGGCGUUGCAGAGGGUGCAGCUGCUCGCUCAUCAGUUUUUGAUUCCAUCCAGGGUCGAGUUUUUCAUCGCCGAGUGCGGAGAGGAGCAGGCCAAGAGCGGCAACUUUUCGCAGGCGUCGUUCCAGUACCUGGGCUUCGUUACCCUCUCGGAUAAUCAGGGCACUGCCUUCCAGGCGCGAGAACUCAAGUCUGUGACGCUGCCGUGCUGCGGCCGCCUGCUCAAACUCGUGCUGCACGCCAACCACCCCAACGAUUUAAACGUCCACGAGCAGGUGAGUUUGAUGGCUUUGAGUCUCCUGGGCCAGUGGACGGAGGACAAUAACAACUCUCUGAAUGGAAACACGUGCGAAGCCGAGUCUCCGCGUCGCAACGACGAGCACGACAACGCUGCCAACAACAACACGUUGGUCAGCAAUCCGCAGUACACGUCUCCCUACGACGACCUGGCCUUCGAGAUGUACGUGGACCCUGAGGCCGCCAAGAUCAUCAGGCAGAUGGAGAAGAGAAAGCAGGAAGCCGUCAUGACAGGCGAGCGAUUCGAGUACGCAAGGAAGCUGAAACAAGCCAUGGAAGAGCUGCGUCGCGCUGGCGAGAGACUCGGCAAAUUCGAGCUGGAGAAGAGACAGGCCAUCAGCAUGGAACACUUCGGCAAGGCCAAGCUGAAGAAGGCACAAAUGGAUGACUACCGAGAGCAAGUCUACAAUUUCCUAGAGAUUCCCGUUCUGCUCGAGUUGAAUGGGUAUCAUUCAAAGAAUGAUGCGCCCGUGGACACGAGCAAGAGACGCGAGCUGCCUCCGCCGCCGAGACUGCGUCCGAAAUCGCGUGACCCGUCGCCUCACGCCGGCGACAGCCAGCACCUGAAAAACGGCAACAUUCCGAACAACAGCAGGAACGGCACCACCCAACACUCACCCCCAGGAGCGACCACGGUGGCGCUUAUCAAGAGACGGGGCGCGCGAAACACUUUUGAGGCUUACGAAGAGCGCGCCUUGCCCGCGCUCAAAAACAGUCACCAGCGUGCAGAGGAGCUGCUGCAGGACAACUACGAUCCUGAGAGGUACUACUGCCUGAGCGACAGGGAAAAGAGACAAGCGACCCUGCCCAUCUCUGUUUUUGGUACCAUUUUGGUAGAGAAAUUUUACUCGAAGCAAUUCGCUGACCGAGAAGACGGCCUGCGACUUCUCCGCGAAGAACUAACCCGUCCAGCCACAGACGCUUGCAACGGCUUUGAAAAGCACUCGGCCAACAAGACUGCCAGAGCAGCCAUUUUCCUACUGCACCGAGCCCUCAAGGACAAAGUUUACGCCGUCUACACUCUGGCAGCAGACGUUCUGCGCCUUUUUUUCGUUCAGUUCGUGCCUACAAGGCGAGUUGCAGGUGGGGAAGUUUCAAGAAGCAUCGAAAGAGUUUUGCCGGAACUUUUAUCCAAGAGCGGCGACAACACUCCUCGCAUCCAUAAUAUGGCGGUGCAGACUAUAUUGGAUAUUGCCGACUGUCCAGAUGUCAAAACUGUCAACCUUAUCCCGACCCAUUUGACGAAGCCCUUGACCAACACCACGCACCCAAGACUGGCCCUGAGCAAAAUGGAAAUGGUCGAACAGUUGAUACUGAAAAUAGGAAUUUCUAGUAAUAAGCAAAGUGGAAUGACUUGUAGGAGUUUGACUGAAUUUGGCUCGUCUGGCCUACACCAUCCUUCGGAGCCAGUGAGGAAGGUUGCUGAGCGAGUUUUAAUCUUAGUUUACCACGUGAACCCAAGGAUUGUGAGAAAAGCGCUUCCGCCUGAUGACGAGCUUACGAGGAGAAAUCUGCUCUACCGCCAUCUCUUCGCAGAAUUCGAGAGAAUUGAUAUUACGAGAAAGCAAGAAAUCAUGCUGCAAAGCCAGCGAGAGGAGGCGGAAGCCGCCGAAACGGCAUCUGCGUCUGCCGUCUCGACGAAAGCAUCGUCUACAACGCAAAAAAUGCGGAAGACGCGCAGUGCGAUGUCCCAAAUCGCGAGGUACACAGCCAACUCGACACCUUCGCCAGCGCACACCAGCUCCGGCUCGAGUUCUGCGUCGGCGCUGACCUCACCUGGCACAGAGGUCACGUCCAGGGGACAACCGUCGCCGACCGCGUCAGAGGAGAGGAAAUCUGCUUUCAGGAUGUGCAUUUUCUGCAAAAAGAGAGACGCCUCGUUCACUGAGCAGGGCCUCAACGUCCACUACUGGAAGUCCUGCCCAAUGCUGACGCGGUGCAACCACUGCAGACAAGUCAUCGAGGUCGCCUGCCUGACCAGGCAUCUUCUUGAGGUAUGCGAGGUUCGCAGGACCUACAGGAAGUGCCGAAGAUGUUUGGAAGCAAUAUCCGUCGAUGCGUAUGAAGAACACAUCACUUCCAGGCGUUGCGCUUUGGCUGAACCCGAAUCCAAAGGCAGCCGCUGCCCAUUUUGCCACCUAAACAUUCCGCCCUGGGAAGACGGCUGGAGGGCUCACCUGACAGGUCCAAGACCAUGCUCGGCGCAUCCGCGACUCAAACACCUGGUCCCUGGCCUUGUGGCAGGCUCCAAAAUCCCCAAGCCGAUGUUCAACCUGUCUGGUUCCUUGAGGCGAACAGGCAACACGCCCGUGAGCUCACCCAAAGGCACACCUAGAUCCAAGCGAAAGACCUUGCAUUGAAAUCCAUUCUUCCCGUACGUAAGCAGUUAAAAUAUCCAGGUUUUCGAUUCGUUUUUUUUUUUUGUAAUCGGAGCAUUAAGUGAGCAACACAGCAGCGUCAAAAUUUCAACAUUUUUUAGAAACUCUUUUACAGCUCUGAUUGCAAAAUUGUCUUGUUGUAUUUAUAAAAUAUACAAAGUGCAUUUUAGAUGCACUACCAACUAUUUAAUAUAAAAUUGCUCCAAUUAGACUCAAUGGAGUUGAUUUGAAUAUUUAGAUAAUCAUUCAAGACGGGAAAGAAUUGUGAGGUAAAACUGCAAAAGAAAUAUAAAAAUGGUUCGCCAUCAAAGCAGGAGACUGAGAUCGUGGAAUAAGAAAUUUGUUAGUCGAAAAAGAAUGUUCUGUUUUUGUUGUUUGACCUUACAGUUUUGGAAACGAGAAAGUAAUGUUGUCGUAUUUAUCUCAUUGAUCUAAUUCAUACCAAAUAUAUUUAGGUUUUCAAUAGAUUUGUAAAUCAUAUUCUCGCUAUUCAUUAAAGACAAACCUUGGUGCCAUCCAACCUGCGGCUUUU
Molecule: messenger RNA, 3926 nt
Organism: Cloeon dipterum
Lineage: Eukaryota; Metazoa; Arthropoda; Insecta; Ephemeroptera; Baetidae
Product: centrosomal protein of 104 kDa
Exons: 17
Coding region: 563-3376 (937 amino acids)
Cellular component (GO): cilium
Molecular function (GO): protein binding
Source: RefSeq, a predicted model, not a curated record